This is a messenger RNA of Xylaria bambusicola, 1578 nucleotides long. RefSeq lists its product as uncharacterized. The record is from RefSeq and is a predicted model, not a curated record. Bases 284 to 1135 code for a protein of 283 amino acids. The transcript is spliced from 6 exons. Gene Ontology annotation, biological process: mycotoxin biosynthetic process. NCBI's taxonomy places the organism in Eukaryota, Fungi, Ascomycota, Sordariomycetes, Xylariales, Xylariaceae.
UGGAUGUUGAGAAAUAAUAUGAAGAAUCGAAGCCAGUCCAGUCACGGAGUGACGAACUUAUUUGCAAUUGCACUAGGCUGGUCCUGGCUCAUUGCAGUACCUUAGACAUAGAUUCCAAUAGGUCCAUGAAGAGUCUACUUGCAUGAGAUUGAUGCGUUUAGUGUCAAUUCCAUAUGUGGCGGCUGAUUAACAACCAGCUUUUCUUUCUCUUCAACACUCUUUUCUUCUGAAGAUCUUUGAUCGGCUUUCCAUCUUUUGGGAUAUCGUACGAAUCGGUUACAGGAUGGACGCGUACGACCCUACUACCAAGACAGUAAAUCCUUGUGAGGAUGAGGAUUGGUCGGGAGCUGUGACCGACGGCCUCCUCGGUUCUUCCAAAACACAGAUUAUUCACCGUGAAGGGAAUUCCUGGUUGUGCGGAAAGCAUGCCUUCAAAAUCCACGCAGCAUUGUUUAUUUUCUACAUAGCAACGGUUGCUGGGUUAUCAGUUGCGCUUGGGCAUGCUUGGAAAAGAAUUGAUCGCCAAAUUCUAUAUUCCCCGGCGAACGAGGCAAUCGACUGGAGCGUUCAGGAAUUUAAAUCUGGAAACGGCCUACAUGGCGAUUUCAUCGGGCCGCCGAGGCCGGAUUUGGAGAAGGCUUGGGCCGAGUUAUUAGGUCCGAUGAAUGUCAGGUUGGGGUUGAAUGAUGUCAAGGCAUUCGGUCGCGAGCAGACCGCCGUAGCAUUAUCAGACGGCUCUGGCUAUGCAGGAUCACUGAAUGUAUAUCACGAGCUACACUGCGUAAGAUGGUUGCACAAGUUUGUUUAUCAUGAAGAAUACUGGCCAAACGCAAGUAGCGUACUUAGAGAGAAGAACAGAUCGCACAGUAAUCACUGCCUUAAUACACUGCGGAAAUUUGCAAUGUGUCAUGGUGACGUGGGAUUAGUAAUCUAUAGUUGGCAGCCCGACACCCUUAAACCAGGAGCGAAUGGAACAUCGCACCAAUGUGUUAAUUGGCCUAAACUCUCAAGCUGGGCUGAAGAGAAAGCAUUUGAUAUGUAUAAGCCUGGCCUGAUCAUUCACCCGAAACUGGGACCGGUUUAUAACCAGUAUGGUCAAACGAAUGAUCUCAACAUCAUACAUGAACCAGAAUGAGAUUGAUCUAUGGAGUUCCGGGGAAUUAUACGGCAACUACCACAGAGCUCCAGGUAUUAAUUACACGCGAUGAGCUUUUCUACGAUGUCUCAUAUGCUCAGUUCAGUUGUCCUGUGCCCAUAUGAAGACUUGCUGAAACUGGGGCUACUGAGUCCUCAUUAUUUCGAGGCCCAUUGGUGGACUCAGGCGUUAAGAGGCAUGACUCAAGUUGUAUCUAGAGUAAGAUUCACCUGCAACACCGGACGAUCCAAUCGGAUCUUGUGGGACUUUGGCAGUUAUAGAAGAUUAUUAUUGAAAUGAAGUUAUAUUACGAGCCUUGGAUCCUAGGCCUUGUUAUCCCAUGCCAGGGGCACUUCAGGGAGUGUCUCAUUCUCUCUUCCAGAUAACAUAGGCAGUAUUAGGGGUAAUAAGAUAACAAUUUAGAAUGAAUCAUACACUUGAGG